Molecule: messenger RNA, 2028 nt
Organism: Drechmeria coniospora
Lineage: Eukaryota; Fungi; Ascomycota; Sordariomycetes; Hypocreales; Ophiocordycipitaceae
Product: Phosphorus acquisition-controlling protein
Exons: 2
Coding region: 1-2028 (675 amino acids)
Molecular function (GO): protein dimerization activity
Source: RefSeq, a predicted model, not a curated record
AUGAUGUCUUCCGCGACAUGGGGCGCCGAGGACCAACCCAUGGCCUCGGCCAGGGAAGACGACUUCAACCCUUUCCUCGACCUCGGCGGCAUCGGCAACGUCGGCAACGUCCCCGACGUCGGCGGCAUGGGAAGCGUGGCCGACGGCAUGCCCUUUGAGUUCCACGGCUUCCAGGACGGGGCCGCGCAGCUCGUCAUGCAGCAGCUGCGCCAGCAGGCCGACGUCAUCAUGGGCAACUCCAACCCGGCGGGCAUCCUGUCCCGAGCCGACAACCUCCUCGCCGACUACGCACCGGCCAUGACGUCGCCGGCGCAGAUGAUGGCCACGUCGGCGCCCGCCGAUCCCCUAUCCACCAUCGACGCCCAGAUUCACUACCUCCAGCAGCAGAGGAUCCAGCAGCGGCAACGGCAGCUUCAGGAGCAGCGAGCCACCUUCUUCUCCAACCACGGCCAAUCCAUACCCCCGACGCCCCAGAGCCUCGACAUGGCUCCGUCGAGCGGCCAGUUCUUCUCCCAGCCCGACCAGGCGCGCCAGCGAGGCUCCUACGACCGAGCCCAUCACCAGCGGAUGGCCGAGCAGCAAGAUAUGGCCUUCACUCCCCUCGUGUCCCCCGCCGUGACGCCCCUCGAUCCUCACUUCAACAUGGAGCAGGCUUUCGCCAUGCCCGGCUCCUACUUCAGCCCCCUCACCUCACCUGCCCUCCACGCGCAAAACGACGGGCCGUCGGCCUACGACCUCGGCACCCACUCCAACAGCUCGCCCGUCGAGAUGGACCUCGAGGCAGCCGCCGUCGCGCCCGCCGCCGCCCAGGACCUGUCCAAGAAGGCGAGGAAGAACAACGCGGCCAAGGCGAGGGGCAAGGUGAGCGGCGUCAAGUACUCGCCGAUAACGAAGCCGCAACGGCGAAAGACGGGACCCAGCCCCGCCAUCAUGUCGCAGGUGCUGAGCGAGGUGGAGGAGCGAAACAUGCGCCCCGGCGACCAGGGCCUGCUGCCGAUGCCGGCGACGUCGACGGACGGGUCCGAGGACGCCUCGGUGUCGCCCGAGAACCUGACCGACAUGCCUCCACCGCCGGUGCCGAACCGUCGGUCGAGCAGCAAAUCACCCUACAUCCACCCGCAGAAUGGACAGCCGGAGAAGCGCCGGGCCGAGGCGAGCUUUCUGGUCGAGGGGCCGCGGCAUGCCCAUCCCGCGACGCCCGCCUCGCUCAUGAGGCUCCCGGCCUCGAAAGCGGCGACGCUGGCGCCCAGCAGCCAUGACGAGGACGUGACGGGCUCGGAGACGAUUGAAUGCCUCGAGCUUCCCGAGUCCGUCUCGAGGAUACGGCCGCUGGUUCCUGUCGGCGCCGCGCUCGCGGCCUCGUCGCCCCGUCUCGAAUCAAGGGCAAGCAAGGGCUCGGCCCUGCAGCCGCUGCCUUCGCCCGGCAUCCGGACGUCGGAGGCGGCGACGGCCAACCGGAGCCCCCCGCUGCCCCCCGGCUCCUCGGGGCCGAGCGCGAGGAGGACGCCGCAGCUGUCGUCGAGGAACAGCAGGAAGCGUUCCACCAGUUCCGUGCACGCAUCGCCCGCGCUUCUUCCCAGGAUAUCCCCCCACAUCAAGCCCCUGCUGCCCGGCACCGGCGGCAUAUCGGCCGAGGACACGGCGUCGCGGAUGCUCAUGUCCAAGUCCAACUACCAGAACAUAUUGGAGGGGAACACCGUCCCCGGCGUCUCGUACCCCACCGAGCUGUCGACGAACCUCACGUCCAAACGAACAUCGCACAAGAUUGCCGAGCAAGGACGACGCAACCGCAUCAACGCGGCGCUGCAGACCAUGGCCGCCCUUUUACCCGACGGCCAAAAUGUCGAAGCCGAGGAGGCGGAGAGCAAGGACGGAAAAGGCAACGCGCCGAACAGCAAAGCCAGCGUGGUGGAGAACGCCAUCGUGCACAUGCAGAAUCUGCAACAAGAAAAUGUCAAGCUGAAACAGGAAGUCGAGGAGCUGAAGUGUCAACUGGACAAGCGGAAAGAUUCACCGGCCCAUCCGUGA